This is a messenger RNA of Hyaloscypha bicolor E, 1817 nucleotides long. RefSeq lists its product as uncharacterized. Gene Ontology annotation, molecular function: protein binding. The transcript is spliced from 3 exons. The coding region runs from base 443 to 1687 and encodes 414 amino acids. The record is from RefSeq and is a predicted model, not a curated record. Lineage: Eukaryota; Fungi; Ascomycota; Leotiomycetes; Helotiales; Hyaloscyphaceae.
GCAUGUUCGUCGAUUUGUUUUUUUCUUUUGGAUGAAGGCCCAAUCGGAUGCCGACCUCAAUCUCUGGUCGGGCGGGCUUCAGCUGCAGGCCACGAAAAAGAGAGGCUGUCUGCUCACGACGAUACCUACUUUACUGGGUUUCGACUUUACACGGAUGGCAACAUGUCCGCAGCUGAAGCAGAAACGUUUUAGAGAACUUGGGAUAUCGCGAGAUUAUUCCCAGGCAUUUGGAUAUCUCCCAAAACUUUUUGUACUUCCAAUCGUCACUCCCACCACAGCGCUCUCACGAACUCGGGGAUGCAGCCUGAGACAUGCUGAAAGCCACGCGAUAGCGCCAUCAAAUCCGCCUUGAGCUGCGCCACUUCGCCCUGCUCAUUCAUCUGCCACGUCUUUCCUCUUUCAAUUCAAUCAUAUCGAACGUUGCAUCUUCGCCGACAACGAUAUGGAUAUUGCUUCAUCUGCUGCUAACGUUGUCGGUCUUGUCUUCAAUUUCGCAAAGGCGGCCAAAACGUGCAAGGCAGUUCGUGGCCGUUACAAAGAUGCCGCCUUUACGAUUGAUAGCAUUAGGCAUCAGUCGGAGACGCUGCAAGCCGCUCUGCACCAACUUGCGAAUCUGAUGCUCCACGAUGCCUCUGCACUCACCUCACAAUGGGAUAACAAUAAGUCUCUGUCCAAGACUUUCGCAGCCACGAUCAAUGGCUUGGAGCAAACAAACGCAAAACUCCAAGCUGACCUCGAGAGGCUUCACCUUGGGAAGGAGAAGCUAGGACCAACAGAUAAGGCUAAGGUUGUAUGGAACGAGGAUGUGAUGCGAGAGCAUCAAAGCCGGCUUCAGAGCCAAGUAGGAUCCUUGCAGUUUCUGCUCCAAGUACUCCAAGUAGGAGCCGUGUCCGAAGUCAAGAAGGAUAUCAGAAGUUUGGAGGCCGCCCUCAUCCAAGCUUCUGUCUCUCCGGCCGGGAACCAGUGCGAUCCGGCUGGAUAUGCGCCAACGCGCCAACAUCUCAUAUUAGAUGACCAAGAAGACCUUUUAGGCCUGGAGUUGUCAGAGGAGACGGCAGGAAAAUCUUUCGCUCUUCGAAAACAUCAAUCCGUCCAUUUAGAGUUGCUUGAAAAAGAAUUUUCUACCGACUGCGAUGCUACGACGAGCGCCUGCCUCAUCUCAGAUUCUACUUUAGCACCUUCGUUACACGUCGACGAGAUUGGAAGCGUGGAAGACCCGCUCAAGGACGCCGAAUCCGUCGAAUCCUCGCCUGUCUCGCAGCAGCUGCAGCCGGGUGAUGGAGAUAGUUUUGAUAAGGGUAUCAAUUCGACACCCGCCACCAAGCCUCCUCCAGCGAUAGAAGUGGCCGAUGAUCCCAAAUUGGACCCCGAUACAGACAUCCCAGAGUUGAUUAGGGAAGUUAUCAGAGGAGAUCUUGAGAAGAUCUCAAAUUAUCUGGAUGCCGGCCAUGAUGUCGAUUCUCGCCAUCCGAAAAACGACAGAACUGGAGCGAUGUUUGCAGCAUUUCUGAAUCAUUCCAAGGUUUUAUCGCUGCUAUUGAAAAGAGGUGCGAAUGCUGCUGCCAUAGACUGCGAUGGAAGAACGGCUCUACACUUUGCAGCGUCAGAAGGGUCCUGUAAGUACAUUUCAGGAGACCCUGUUUCUCAAAUGUCGUGUCUUGCGACUCCUUUUCCCGUAGGUUGUUAGUUGCGAGACCUACCCGAAGAAUUUAAUACACGAGCAGAAAAGAGGCAGAUGAGUUGCACCCCCAUUGGCCCACCUGCAUUAGAAGGAAUCAAUGUGCCAGACUGCUCCUCACGUCAAGGGCCCCCGUAAC